AUGCAGGGAUGUGUGAGGAAGGACAAGGCUCACCUGGAAUUGAGUCCAGCAAAGGAUAUCAAGGACAACAAGAAGGGCUUCUACAAGUACAUCAGCAGCAAAAGGAAUAUCAAGGAAAAUGUAGGGCUGCUGCUGAAUCAGAGAGUGUCUUGUUGGAUGGAAGACACAAAGAAGGUGGACUUACUGAAUGCCUUCUUUGCCUCAGUCUUUACUGCAGAGGCCAGCCCUCAGGAAUCCCAGACCUUGGAGGUGCUGAGGGAGCUGGCAGAUGUUGUUGCUAAACCACUCUCCAUUAUCUUUGAAAAAUCAUGGAGAACAGGAGAGGUGCCUGAUGACUGGAGACAAGCCAGUGCUACUUCCCAUUCAAAAAGGGCAAGAAGGAGGACUCAGGAAACUGCUGGCCAGUCAGCCUCACCCCAGUCCCCGGAAAGUCUGGAUGAAGGGAUUGAGGGCACCCUCAGCAAGUUUGAUGAUGACAUUAAACUAAGAUGUCAUCAUUGGCCACACCUACCCAUUGGGCUCUAUAAAAAGAGUAAGAAGCCCUGCAUUCCAUUGAAGUAUGUGGAGUGAUACUCCCUUUAUCCCUUCACUGUUCCCAAAGGCUCAUUUAAGCCAAAAGAAGUGUACAAGAAGGGCCCUCCUCUAUUCACCAGAAAACCUGAUGUAUAUCUUCCUCCUCUGGAAAUAAUGGACCUUUACACCACUACUCAGAUAUAUUACAAGCACCCAAAUGGUAAGCCAGCCAAGAUGUGUCAGCCUUUGGCCCACAUUAAAAAAAUUACUGAGCCAUUCAUUAGCUCUUCUGUAAUAAAAGAAGAAUAUAAGCCUUGGCUGUGCAAGAAAUUAAAACCUAUCACUCAUGCUCCGGAGCUGACUUUCCUAGCAAAAAUAAUAUAUUUCUUGACUACUUUUCAGACCCAUCAUGCACCUCAUUCGCUCACAGUGUGCAUGGCCUCUUACAAAGAUCCACCCGGUUACAUCUUUGAGGGUGAUGCUGAUGGUCACAGUCUCUAUAUCACUACUCCCAAGACCACCUGUGAGUUUAUCUUUUUCCUGCCAAGUUAUGAGAAAACAAGCACUGAUAAACGGGAACUUCGUCCUUGA
Molecule: messenger RNA, 1104 nt
Organism: Lepidothrix coronata (blue-crowned manakin)
Lineage: Eukaryota; Metazoa; Chordata; Aves; Passeriformes; Pipridae
Gene: SAXO1
Product: stabilizer of axonemal microtubules 1
Molecular function (GO): microtubule binding
Source: RefSeq, a predicted model, not a curated record